Messenger RNA from Panicum virgatum (switchgrass), 1653 nucleotides. RefSeq names its product F-box/FBD/LRR-repeat protein At2g04230-like. The coding region runs from base 48 to 1529 and encodes 493 amino acids. Lineage: Eukaryota; Viridiplantae; Streptophyta; Magnoliopsida; Poales; Poaceae. Gene Ontology annotation, molecular function: protein binding. The record is from RefSeq and is a predicted model, not a curated record. The transcript is spliced from 3 exons.
UCCCGAAUUCCACUCCGUUCCGUCCCCAUUCUCGAAUUCGAAUCUCGAUGGAGCUGGGCGGUGGCGGCGGCGACGAGAGCGCCGCCAAGCGCGCGAAGCUCUCCUCCGGCGAGGACCGCCUCAGCGCGCUCCCCGACGACGUCCUCGUCCUCAUCCUCCUCCGCCUCGGCACCACCGCCGCCACCCGGACAAGCGUCCUCUCCCGCCGCUGGCGCCGCGUCUGGGCCCUCCUCCCGGAGCUCUGCAUCCCCGUCGCCCCCGAGCCCCACCGCUUCCGCGACGCCCUCGACGCCCACGAGGUGCCCCUCCGGGACCUCCUUGUCGUGGUCGAGGGCGCCGAAGCCCUGGCGGUCUGGCUCCCCGCCGCCGCGCGCCGCGUCUCCGGCAACCUAGCCCUUGUCAACUUUGAUCCGGAGAAAAAUGCCGAGGAGGAGGAGGCCGCGCAAGGAGGCGCCUUUGAGUUGCCCUGCUUCGACAAGGCCACCUCGAUCUCGCUCAUCCUAGGGUUCCACGGCCUUGCCAUGCCAACCGCCGGCGUCUUCGCCCAGCUCACCGGGGUCUACCUGAGCCGCGUCCGGUUCCAUGGCCCGUGCGCGCUCGGCGAUGCCGUGUCCUCGCCGCGGUGCCCGUGCUUGCAGAAGCUCACCGUCACCGACUCCCGUGGUCUGGGCAAUCUCACCAUCAACUCCGAGUCGCUGCUGCGGAUGGAGCUCAGCAACCUGCGCGGGCUGUGGCAGAUCACUGUUGUGGCACCGGCGCUCACGGAACUAACUGUGAUAUACUGCUUUAGCAACGAUGAGACGCAACCGGUUGCCAACAUCUCAGCCCCUCAGCUGCUGAGCCUCGUGUGGAGAGAUGCAUAUGAUCCGAGCUCCGUCCAGCUUGGCAAGAUGACACAUCUCCGAUUGCUGGGCACCUUCUUUUAUCUUGUAUAUGGACACGAUGGCCUUAGUCACAAUCACUCCUGUUUAACGCUCUUGCAGCGCUUUGAGGCCAUCGAAACCCUUUUUCUAACACUGGCGUAUAUACGGGAGAUAGAGAACUACGAAUACUUGAUGGAGGACAUGACAGUGCUACCUAACACUACGAUUUUGUGCCUGGUUGUAAUUGCAAAUGGACAUGCCUUUGGGGCCAGCGCAUUCCAUGUUCUGAGAUUGUGCACUGGCAUAAGAAGACUGAUGCUGCUAUUUGCUGCUCCUGUUGGCUUUGAGGCACAAACUGUAUGCCCAUCAGGUUGCAUUUGUGAUCAGCCAGGAGAGUGGGAAACCGAGGAAUUAUCAUUGAGCCACCUCGAAGAAUUUGAAAUCCGUGACCUGAGAGGAUCUGUCCGUGAAGUUGCUUUUCUGAAGCAGUUUUUCAGUUGGGCGACAGUGCUAAAACAGAUGGAAGUAACUUUCUACUAUAAAAUCCCUGAAAUCAAGGCCAAGGAAUUGUACCAAAUGCUUUGGAGCUUCUCUAGGCCAGGAAUACGCAUGACAUUUUAUAUCUAUCGGAAAUUUAGGAAGGUAGUAUAUGUGCCUGAGGACUAGUGCACCAGGUGUCCAGGUUGUCGCUCUAGUUUAAGCACUUAUCGUUUGUGUUUUCUCAGUAUGAAGUGCACUGCCUGAGAAAUGCGAGCAUAUCUUUAUUUUGUCUAUCUAUCCAGUGAUUCUA